GACCGAGGGACGGACGGACGGCCUGCGGAGGCCCGAGCGACGGCCGGGGGGUCGCCGGCGUCAUUGCCGGCCGCAGCGCGUGCGGCACGGAGGAGAAGAGAAUUUCCUUGCAGCUGGUCAGCGCUGUAAGACCGCGGAAGAAGCCAGGGCAUGCCCUACGUGGCGGAUGGCCCGACCCCGCGGUCCGCGUUCACAGGAUGUGCCCGGCGGCGCUCGGCCUGACGCCAUGGCGGGGCUGUGAUGAGGCCCGGCAGACCGCGCGUAGAGCUCGAAAAUACGGGCCCCCGUCCUGUGCGAGGAAGGGGUCUUUCCGAAGCCCCCCUUGAUCGGCCUAGCUUCUUGCCAGGGCGGGAAUAAUGCUGCCAGCAUGUCCGCACACUCCAUGCUCUGCGAGCGAAUCGCCAUAGCCCAGGAGCUGAUCGCCAGGGCCGAGCUGCUGUCGCGGUCAAGGAAAGGCGGCAUAGAAGGUGGCGCGAAGCUGUGCAGCAAGCUGAAGGCAGAACUGAAGUUCUUGCAGAAGGUGGAAGCCGGGAAGGUGGCCAUUAAGGAGUCCCACUUGCAGAGCACCAAUCUGACGCACUUGAGAGCCAUCGUGGAGUCCGCGGAAAACCUGGAGGAAGUCGUCAGUGUUCUCCACGUUUUCGGUUACACAGACGCCGUGGGAGAAAAGCAGACCCUGGUGGUGGAUGUUGUGGCAAAUGGAGGCCACACGUGGGUGAAAGCCAUUGGCCGCAAGGCGGAAGCGCUGCAUAACAUCUGGCUGGGCAGGGGCCAGUAUGGUGACAAGAGCAUCAUCGAGCAGGCGGAAGACUUCCUCCAGGCCAGCCGCCAGCAGCCCGUGCAGUACAGCAACCCUCACAUCAUCUUUGCGUUUUACAACAGCGUCUCCAGCCCCAUGGCCGACAAGCUGAAAGAAAUGGGCAUAUCGGUGAGAGGAGACAUAGUAGCCGUCAACUCCCUGCUGGAGCACCCGGAAGAGCUGCAGCCGAGUGAGAGCGAGUCGGAUGACGAGGGCCCGGAGCUUCUGCAGGUGACCAGAGUGGACCGAGAGAAUAUCCUAGCGAGUGUUGCGUUUCCCACAGAGAUUAAGGUGGAUGUGUGUCGAAGGGUCAACCUGGACAUCACUACUUUGAUCACCUAUGUGUCUGCUCUCAGCUACGGAGGCUGCCGCUUUAUCUUUAAGGAAAAGGUGCUCACGGAGCAAGCAGAGCAAGAGAGGAGGGAGCAGGUUCUGCCCCAGCUGGAGGCGUUUAUGAAGGACAAGGAGCUGUUCGCUUGCGAAUCUGCGGUCAAGGAUUUUCAGUCGAUUCUCGAUACUUUAGGGGGACCUGGGGAGAGAGAGAGGGCCACUAUGCUAAUUAAGCGAAUCACUGUGGUACCAGACCAGCCUUCUGAUCGUGCCUUGAGACUAGUGGCCAGUUCAAAAAUUAAUAGUCGUUCCUUAACAAUUUUUGGGACAGGAGACACCUUGAAGGCCAUCACAAUGACUGCCAAUAGUGGUUUUGUCAGAGCUGCAAACAACCAGGGUGUUAAAUUUAGUGUGUUUAUCCAUCAGCCCAGAGCACUUACUGAGAGUAAAGAGGCUUUAGCUAUGCCCUUACCAAAAGACUUAAAUGAUAGUGGACGCUAAUAGCAUUCUUUACCUGUUGUCAUGGAAAUAAGUUAUUUAUACCAAAGGCUGGUCUUCCCAUCUAAAUUUGGGAGAAAAAAAUGUUUAUAGUAAAAAUAAUGCUUAGAACUCCUGAAGUAGAAAUUUUGCGUGUUUCAACUAUAUUUGAAGUUGUAAUAAUUGAGAAGCACAAGAGAAAUUUGUCAAACCACAGCAAUUAAGAAUAGAACAUCUGUGUAAGGCCUCCAGCUGUCUUGUAAUGCCUUUGUUUGGCUCAGUGGGGCUUCCACCCCACCCCCACCCAGGUAAUCACAUUUCAUGAAAUACAGCUUUGUGCUGCUUGCAUCCAUUAAAUGCCUGGUAGAAGUUCACAAUCUGGAUUUUCAUUGUAUUGCAUUAUCAGUUAGUGUAGGCUGAAAGUGGAAGGUAACAGUUCAGUUCAUUAUUGAUGUUAGAUCCUAAAGUUACUGUCUAUUAAUGAAAAACUUUCACACAGUCAGGCGGGUUUGUUUACAGAGUACACAAUGUGAAAAUCUGAGUGCUGCCUGUCUCUGGAUAAGCUUUGUAAACCGAGCCAACAGUCUCACCUAGAACACUGAAGGUACAGACCAACUUUGAGAAAUUUUUAAAAUAAGGUUUUAAGUCCAGACAGCCCCAAGUUGCAGGUGUUUGAAUGACUACUACCUUUCUUGUGCCAUUUGCAUAUGGCAAGCAGCGCUUGCGUUAUCUCACUUUAUGAAAUGAUAGGGGAGAAUACAUGCCAGUUGCAUGAUAUAGUUUGUAUGACUAUAUUGUACUCUGUGCUUUAUCAUUUCACAAUAAAAACAUAUAAAGUCA
Molecule: messenger RNA, 2446 nt
Organism: Jaculus jaculus (lesser Egyptian jerboa)
Lineage: Eukaryota; Metazoa; Chordata; Mammalia; Rodentia; Dipodidae
Gene: C16H7orf25
Product: chromosome 16 C7orf25 homolog
Exons: 2
Coding region: 368-1630 (420 amino acids)
Source: RefSeq, a predicted model, not a curated record